AUCUGCAUGAUUUUCGGUUUUUAUCGUCUUACGAGUAUAUUGGGUCAGUUCUAGCAGUCGCGAAAGCUUUUGACGUAUUCCCUCUUAUAGGCGGUUAUUCUAGAGGUUGUGACUAUAUAUCUGAUCUAUACCCAAUGCUAACAUCUCGUGGACCCCGGACUCUUUAAGCUGGAAGAAACGCAAUGGGAAGAUGGAUAUCUGGUACUCCAAUGACCCAAUGGGCAAAGGGAUGAGUCCAUUGACGGAAAGAGUAAGUAUAAUUUCACUCCCAAAAAGACAGCAUCAUUCUGGCAGGACAUUUUCGGAAGGAUUUCUAUCAUUCACAAGCACGUACGUGGGAGCAAAAUUGUAUCCGCGCCCCGAGGACUACGACGCUCUCGCUACCAAUACUCAACCACGCUUAAGUAGUACAACAUUCAUGCAUUUCGUAUCUUAUUGUGCAACCGUUGUUGAGGGGAUUUCGUGCCGCUACUUAGACAUUGAGGCGUCUGGAUGCCGCAAAGAUACAUAUGUACUUAACCUUUUCAUCGCCUUUUCAUUUUAUUUCCAUCGAUAUCGGAAGCUGCCACGUGGCUCCCGACGAUCGUCCGUACCCCGCAGCCACAGCCCGCCUCAAAUACUUAAACCCAUUCGAAUACAGCCGGGAUGAUAGCAACGACCACUUCGGCGUCAGAAGCCAACUGCCAAGAGACAUCAUACCCUCGCCACACGACAAAAAGUUCCAAAAACUUGUGUUGAUUCUGGGUCUAUGCAUGUAUGAAAAUCCUAGAUGAAAUAGAUAA
Messenger RNA from Guyanagaster necrorhizus, 782 nucleotides. RefSeq lists its product as uncharacterized. The record is from RefSeq and is a predicted model, not a curated record. Lineage: Eukaryota; Fungi; Basidiomycota; Agaricomycetes; Agaricales; Physalacriaceae. Bases 191 to 649 code for a protein of 152 amino acids. The transcript has a single exon.